AUGGGUGUCCCAGAAAAGGAAACCAGUGCCCCGGGCUCGGCACCGAGGGAGUAUGCCAUGCCGCCGCCCUCGUACGCCGACGCCAGCAGCUCCACGUCCCCGCUGCCGCCGCCGACAGACCCAGCUAUUGCCUCGCGCUCAAACCCUGGGGCUGCAGCAUCGCAAUCACCGUCAUCGCCAGCAGGAGCACCAUUCGUCCCGACAUCGCAGGUGCCGACGGCCGCCGAGCCGUUCAACUUCCCCUCCGACGCCCCCUGCCCGGCCUACUCGCCCGCGGCGCCGGACCAGCCCCGGCGCCUGAUCGCCAUCCCCCAGGCCGCCGGCACCAGGAAGGCGGACGCCAAGUUCGUCCGCGGCUACGCCCCGUCCCUGCUGAGCCGCGGCAUCCCGCCGCAGACCUGGCGCGCCUUCCUCGACACGGCAUCGGCCUUCCUGGCCGCCACCGUCUCGGACCAGGCCGUCGGCCACGCCGCCGACGUCGGCCGGCACGUCGGCGGCGUGCCCAAGCGCUGGGGCAAGGAGACCGCCAGCCACGCCAGGUCGGUGGGGCGCAGCAUCCGCGACAACGCCCGCCGGGGCAACCUCGUCGGCUCGGCGUUCGGCGUCAUCGGCGGCGGCAUCGGCCUGACUGUCGGGGCCGCGACCCGCGGCGCGGGGGCCCUGAUCUCGCUGCCCUUUGCCGCCGCGUCGGCCGUGGCGUCCAGGCCCAAGACGCCCCGCGAGAGGGCGACGGCGUACUUGGCCGUCGCGAACAAGGACUGGCUCGGCGCGAGGGGCCUGUGCGCGCGGCUCGUCGACACGGCGGAGCUGGCGAGGGCGGUGGGCUUGACUCCGGACCAGCUGCUGGCCGCAGCGCAAGGGAGCAAGGAGAGCAGUGCCGAGGCGCAGAUUGCGUCGCUGGGGCAGUACGUGGAGCCGCUGGAGUUUGACGGGGCCGAGAUGCUUCAGCUCGGGGUGAAUACGCUGUGGCUUGUGGUUACGUUUGAUGGGAAUGCUGACGGAGCGAUGUGA
Molecule: messenger RNA, 1011 nt
Organism: Thyridium curvatum
Lineage: Eukaryota; Fungi; Ascomycota; Sordariomycetes; Thyridiales; Thyridiaceae
Exons: 1
Coding region: 1-1011 (336 amino acids)
Source: RefSeq, a predicted model, not a curated record